This is a messenger RNA of Doryrhamphus excisus (bluestripe pipefish), 2520 nucleotides long. RefSeq names its product haloacid dehalogenase-like hydrolase domain containing 3 (gene hdhd3). The record is from RefSeq and is a predicted model, not a curated record. NCBI's taxonomy places the organism in Eukaryota, Metazoa, Chordata, Actinopteri, Syngnathiformes, Syngnathidae. Gene Ontology annotation, cellular component: nucleus.
CUCGCGGUAUCUUGUCUUGGCUGUUGACGUCACUUUGUUCCGCUAAAAGAUACGACAAAUACAUAUUUUUUUAAAUUAGGUUCACAGCUUCAGCAUAGGUGUAAUGCGUGCUCCUGUGCGGUGGGUGCUAUGGGACGUGAAAGACACACUGCUGAAGGUGCGUUCCUCAGUGGGACAGCAGUAUUGCGAUGAGGCCAAACGAAUGGGCCUAAGCCUCAGUCCCGUGGAGGUAGACGCUGCUUUCCGGCAGGCGUAUCGACAUCAUUCCAGCACAUUCCCAAACUACGGCAUCGCUCAGGGACUGGAUGGACGGUCUUGGUGGAAAGCGGUGGUGAAGGCCACCUUCUCUCAGUGCAAGGUGUGUGACCCGGCCCUGCUGGAUACAAUGGCCCUCAAUCUCUACCAGAACUUCAGCAAUGCAGAGAACUGGGAGGUAUUUCCAGACGCAAAGACGGCUCUGGAGAGCUGUUCCUCGCUAGGACUGCAUCUGGGAGUGGUUUCAAACUUUGACAACCGCCUUGAAGCCAUUUUACGCGGUUGUGGGCUGCUUUCUCACUUCAGCUUUCUGGUGACAUCAGAGGGAGCAGGCGUGGAGAAGCCCAAUGCGGCCAUCUUUGAUCAGGCGUUGCUGAAAUGUGGCGUGCCGGCUGCCAGCGUAGCUCACGUCGGGGACCAUUACGUGAAGGAUUACCUCACGUCACGUUCGGUUGGAAUCCAUGGCUUCCUUUUAGACCGAAAAAACGAAUUUGACCAACGUGAUAUCCCUAAAGAGCAUCGGCUCUCAUCACUGGAUGAGCUGCCUGCACGACUUAAACAGCACAUGGACGAAUGCUAACGUAAGCAUGAGUAUAAUUAUCAUGCUUAUUAUCUAGUUAUUGGGGCAAAAUAAAUCAAUAAAUAACCAAAAAAAAUCAUAAGGAAAAACUGCUGUAAACAAACUUUUUGUCACUACAACCAAUUAACUACACGCGUCACAAGAACAAAACAUUACAAGAUUUCUCCUUACAAAAUCUUAGGGCAUUGAAUUGAUCGCAACUGGAUGGUCUUGGUUGUCUUUGAAGAAAUCUGAGCAGGCGCCAUCACUCCAUGCUCAAAAACUAGGUGGGACACACACCAGUCAGACUAGAUAGGACAACUCUCGUCUGAGAGCUCGAUGCAACAUCCAAUCUAUUUAUCGUCUGAGGGACAAUAAAUAGUUCCACACAAGAAUGGAUUCUUCAGAAAAAAAUGUUUUGUGGGUACUAGCAUGGAAUGAUAAUACAUUCAUUAAUUAAUCACACAAUAAACAAAAAUGAAUUCAAUAAUUGCCAGCUUCAAUAUAUUGCAAAAUGCAUGCAUGUCUUUUUUUUGUGCAUUGGUUUCAGCACCUUGGUGCGUUUGUUCCAUAGAACAACGGCAUGAACAGAGUGAGCCCUUUCAUCAAUCAUAUGGCUGAUUUGUCUCGGCGGGUGGAGGCGGGGCCGCUAGCAUACACAGAGUGAAGAAGAGUGUAACGUAGUAGAAAUGAAAUUAGUAGACGUAUAAAAUCCCAUCUUGUUCUCGUAGAUCUAAUCUAGUGUAUUGUCUUGCCUCCUAAACUGACACCUAAUCAAAUAACUCUUUUCAUUGCCAUUAUUUUGUGUUUUAAAGAAAGAGGAUUUGAUUGGACACAAAAAUAUCAAAUUACUUACUACAUAUUUCCAGGUCGAUGGCAUAAUACUUUCAUAAAAUGUAUUUUCCUAAAAUAAAAUGUACUGUAGCUGUCAGUUGUACUCGUGUCGACUGGUUUGUUGCGGUUGUCAGCAGUGAGAGCGAGGCACAGUACUAGCUUUGUCAAUACUUUUUUUUUUUUUUAAGCCAUCUGGUCUCGUGCAGAUAGUGAGUGUUGGACUAUGAGGAUCAAAUCCCGACCACAAUGGCUGUGUGAUUCAAAGCAGAGCGUCUUGUGGGAAACGGGGGAUCGUCAAUGUGAGCCCACAAUCAGAUUCAAAGGAAUGGAAAGUGUCAAGUUUCAACUCUCUGCCUUUAAAUGUGAUGUUCCAAACUCUUAUUUUUCACCUGUAGUUUCACCUCUUGACAUUUGUACGUUGAAAGAUAUUGUCGAUCUCUGGGGAAGAGCUGCUUAAUUCAAAGCUGGUUUAGAAGCUCAGCCAGACGGCUCUAAAAGGCUGUGCAGAAAUCCAAUUGUGCGCAUAAUGGGAUUGUAAAAGCGGAGAAUAAAAGCCUGUGCGUGCUGCAAGAAGGGAUGUGUAGAGGCUGUUUGCUAGGGGAGAAGAUUUGCGAUUGAACACAUGCAUGUUUGUUAACCAAUUGACCCAUCAAUGUCAUUAGAGCCUCGGUCACAACCAGUCGUACGGGCUCCUGUGUAUGGCCGGUCUAACUGCAAACAACGCAAGAAAUUGCUUACGUUUUUUUUUCCAGGUUGCAAGACUAGUUUACGCACUUUGUACAGCUUCACAUGUCUUUUGUAUGUUUUGCAGGAAUGUCGUACGUCCCAUCUGCCUCAGAUUUCGUGCACUUAUGGGUUGUAUUAUUUUUUCA